Messenger RNA from Bursaphelenchus xylophilus (pine wood nematode), 5642 nucleotides. The record is from the annotation of a GenBank genome assembly. NCBI's taxonomy places the organism in Eukaryota, Metazoa, Nematoda, Chromadorea, Rhabditida, Aphelenchoididae.
AUGCAUCACGCUCUCGCAAUUCUCGAUUUGAAACUGUCGUGAGUCAUUCGUCACGCCAAUGUUUCCAUUGCACUGUUCUUCAACGUUUAUCAGUGGUAGCUACGGGAAAAGCGCUGAUUUCUCGGUGUUCUCUGCUCUCGCGUCUCACCUGAUCAGCCCGCGGAAGACGCGGCAGUUUGAUGAGAAGCUCCAGGGCUUGUGGGUUUUAUUGACUGACACUUGGCGAAAUUUUUUGGAAUUGGAUCCGCCUGCUGGAGUGGUCUUAUUUUCGGAAAUGAUUUGUGGCGAAGAAGAGGGAGUGGGUUUUAUAUCGAAAUUAUGGUUUUUAGUGUUUAGGGUGACGAGAGAAGAUUUGCGAGGGUUUUGGGGUGUUAUUGACUUUGUAAACGUCUUGUUUUUUCCAAAAACAUCAAGGUCAACACCUUGUUUUAGAAAAAUUUUAUUUUUUGUUUGAAUAUAAUGUAUCAGGUGAUGUAACGGUGGCUAAAUUGAAGAACAACUCAUAUUUUGUCUGUAGAAAUAAAUUCGAUCCCAUAUUCACUCAAAUUUACCGAGUUCCGAUAAUUUUUCGCCAUCUGACAUGAUCAAUAUUGUUGAUCAAAAACAUGGCAAAAUUUUUCGAUUAUUUCCAGGUGUAUGGGCAAGAUCUCCACAGAAUAGCCCAUUCGCAGACCGGCGGCGCCUUAUUCCAGUUCAACUGAACCAGUGCCAUAGUGGAGAGUGCGGCCGAAAAAACGUCGCGUUUAUCGGCCCUUGAGAACGGCGGCGAAACCGACAGACUGGUGGAGAUCCGCUCGGAGAACGUGGAAGUGGUCAUCGAACGGCGACAACUCCUCGCCAACAUCUUCGAAAUGCCGGUUCAGACACGUGCGCGCCGACUGGUCGGCAGUCAGAGCCCAAUUCAACAGAAAAAGGCCUUUGUAAGUCACUUUUUGAUUAUUGUUCUUGAAUUUUAGGUUGGAAGACGGUGAAAUGUGAAGUUAGUAGAUUAAAUUUACCGCGAAAUUGAUUUUUAUUGCUGAGAAAGCGAUUUUGAUAUUAUUUCUGCUGGUAAAAACACAUUAGGUUAUUUUGAUGCCUAGUGUAAUAUAAAAUAUUGUUUUUAUUGAUGUGUUCGCCCGCGAAAUGUGAACUAUUGAGAUAUUGAGAAGGUUGAAGGUUGUCGGCAGCUGUUUACCGCGUUUGGACUUCUUUUACUAUUGAAAAAAAACGUCGAGAUUUAUAGGUCUAUUUUAAAGUGCAAAUCUGACCGUAAUAGUCUCUCUGCCGCUAGAACUGAUAAAUUUUGAUUUUAGACAGGAAAUAGAAGGCCUAAAGCUACGAAUAGACAUCAAAUGAUAUCAAAAAAUUUGAAAUCAAUUUGUUUUGACAAGUUUUUUGUCCUCGAUCAUGUAUAAUAUUCGAAAAACGUUUUUUUGAGGUAGUUUUUUUGCACGAACCAACUUCCUAUUGUUUUCAGAAGAUCUGGCAGUACCUUCGCUCCACCGUGGACAACGUUUGCGAUGCCUACAUCGAGAAGGAUUGUCGUUUGGAUCCGCAACAAAUCCAACGUCUCAGCGACCACAAAUACGCCUCGUCCGGCUACAGUUUUUUGGACGACCUGUGCAUGCAGAGGUUUUGGAACUGGGUGGUGGAGUUCUAUCCCAUGUGGUUGGCUCCGAAUUUGAUCACAUUGAUCGGACUUAUUAUCAAUCUUUUGACCGUCCUCGUCCUCUCCCACUACUGUUAUACGGCGACGGAAGAGGUGAGAAAAUGGAUUUUUAUGAAGUCUAAGAGGUUAUAGGGGCUUUGAAAUUUAUGGAUUUGAUUUUUGAGACUAUUGUUUGGAGGAUUUGAUCACAUUUGCCUAGUGUAAUAUAAUUUUUUUCGAAUUCAGGCCCCCCGAUGGGCGUACCUCCUCGCCGCCGUCGGCUUAUUCGUCUAUCAGACGCUGGAUGCGACUGACGGCAAACAGGCACGCCGCACCGGCACUUCCAGCCCCUUGGGCGAGCUUUUCGACCACGGCUGCGACUCGAUGACUCAGGUCUUCGUAACGCUCAAUUUAUGCUACGCACUGCAGCUGGGCUUCAUAAAAAACAUGGUCUGGAUCGUGGUGAUCCUGUCGGUGUCCACGUUUUACCUCGCACAUUGGUCCACCUUUUGCACUGGGCAUCUGAAGUUCGGUCGGUUUGAUGUGUCCGAGGCACAGGACACCAUAAUUGGAGUGUUGCUGACGACCGCAGCUUUCGGCCCGCAGAUUUGGGACACUUCGGUGAGUUUGGAAGGAGAAUUGGAGUGAAAAUUUUGGGUUUUUGAAAAUUUGAUAGCAGAGGUGGUCAUGGAUGACCGCCUACCGGAAGUUCGAAAAACCCCAAGUUCGACAACCAAAAGUUCGAAUGCCGCAAGUUCGAAUGCCGCAAGUUCGAAUACUAGAAGUUCGAAAAACCUCAAAUUAGAAAAACCAAAAGAUCGAAAACCGGAAGUUCGAAAUAUGAAAAUAUAAAAAAUGCAGAAUGAAAAAAAGAAUCGAACUUGCGGUGGGUCUCCGAACGCCUACCGCAAGUUCGAAAAACCCCAAGUUUAAAUCUGCCUCACACGCGAUUUUUUUGCCCUGUGAAAAAAAACUGCUGCUCUGCUCGCAAAGCCGUUUUUUUUGGUAUCCAAAAAACGGUUACCCACCGCAAGUUCGAAUCAGCAAGUUCGAAAGCCUAAAGUUCGAAUGACUAAAGUUCGAACGACCUCCAGGGCCCAGUUUAGUAUCGACCUUCAAAUCCUUCAUUUAGUGCAACAUUUGAAUAAAGCCCGAAUUUUGCUCAUUUAUGGGAAAUUUUCAGUCUGGGUGAGGUCGGUUGACUGCUCUCUCAGAGCUCUGAAGAUUUUUCGAUCUUCAGAAAAAAUUGUAAAUACAAAUAAAAAACAAAUGUUAAGUAUACCUGAGGUCAUGAACAACAUCUCCUGGGGGUUCUCUGACAUUUUCAAUAAAUGAACUAUAAUAUUCGACGAAAAAGAGGGUACCACAAUUUCUUAGUGGGCUUUUUGCUCGGGCUUAGAUUACAUUUUCGUGAUUGACAGGAUACAGGCAUAUUAGACACUUUUUAUUUGCAAAAUCAACGCAUUUUUAAGAUGAACUAUGAUGAAUGAAGUUUUAUAUACGUUUGAACUGUAAAGACAGAUAAUCUGAAUGAAAGCGAUUGUGUUAAAUAUCAAGCAUCUCGUAUUUUUCACAUUUAUUACGGUUAUUGUGCCAUUUACGAAUUGUUUCAUAACUUCGCAACUCUUUUUCACCCAAAAUUUAGAUUUUUUAGAUCUCUGAAAGAGCGGUCAACCGACCUCCCUCAGAAUGAAAAUUUCCCAUAAAUGAGCAAAAUUCGGGUUUUAUUCAAAUGUUGCACUAAAGGAAGGAUUUGAAGGUCGAUACUAAACUGGGCCCAGUUCGACAAACCUAAUCCAGUUCGACAAACCCAAACCGAGAAAGACACAGUUGGAUUGGCUCCAUGACGAAUAUUGACCAGGUCGACAUGAAGAACAGCGCGUUCGUUGCCGGUCAGAGUGUUCGGACAACCAACCUCCAUCGUAAAGGAUGAAUGAAUGAUUGAAGAGGAAGUGUAUUUUGCAAAAUAAUUAUAUGCAAAUUAUAAUUUAAAUAUUAAUUAACUUUUUUUUCAUUUUCGAACUUUAGUCAUUCGAACUUUAGGUCAUUCAAAGUUACGGUCAUUCGAAGAUUAGGUAGUUCGAACUGGAGGUCGUUCGAACUUUAGUCAUUCGAACUUUAGGCAUUCGAACUUGCGGAUUCGAACUUGCGGUAUGUCUCCUCAUGGAUAAUAUAAAAAUGGCUGAGAUUUUGUUUCUAGGUCUUUGGAAUAAGCUUGAAGCUCAUCAUGCUGGCCGGUGGAGCAUUGGGCAUCGUAAAUCAAGCCGGCGCAUAUAUCAAGAGUAUUUUGUCGGAGGGCUCGGGGAAAAAUGGAUCAACGGUUGCGGUAAGGGCGAUUUUUGGGAAAAAAUGUAUUUUUUUAUUGGAAUUUUUGAUUUUCAAAUCCGCAUUUUUUGCACUGUGCGGAUUAAAUUUUUUUUCCCAAAUUUUCGCACAGUGCAAUACCACCAAAAAUUUUGAAAAAAUGUAUUUUUUUAUUGGUUUGUUGAGCAUUGGCGAACGUGUUUUGUAAUUUUUGAACUGCUCUUUGAAUCAUUGUGCAAUGAAUUGUGUUUAUUUGGAAUUUUUUUGGUGUUUUGUCUUUGUUGAUUAUACUUUUUUUUUGUCAUUUUUGUUGACAUUUCACAGUGCAGAAUGGAAUUUUGGAAUUUUCGCACGGUGCAAUGGAAGUUUGGCUUUUUGUUGACGCACUGUGCAAAUUUUUUUUCGAAUUUUUAUUAAACUUGGCGAAAAAUAAGAGUAAAAUUUUUUGAGACAUGGCGAAGAUUUUUGGCUUGUGAUUUGGAGAAUUCAUCGAGAUUUUUAGGCCGGAAUUUGACAAAAAUAAUCAAUUUUUUGUCAAGUUUUGACUUAAAAAUCUCGGCGAAUUCUCCAAAUACCAAGCUAAAAAACUUUCACUAUUUCUCAAAAAAAUUUACUCUUAGUUUUUGCCAAGUUUAAUAGAAAUUUGAAGAAAAAAUUAUUUGCACAGUGCGUCAAAGAAAAAAUCGCGAAAUUUCCAUUGCACCGUGCAAAAAUUCCAAAAUUUCAGUCUGCACUGUGCAAUGUCAACAAAAAUGAUAAAAAAGGUCUAAUCAACAAAGACAAAACAUCAAAAAAUUUCCAAAUAAACACAAUUCAUUGCUCAAUCAUUCAAAGAGCAGUUCAAAAAUGACAAAACACGUUCGCUAAUGCUCAACAAACCAAUAAAAAAUACAUUUUUUUCGAAAUUUUUGGUGGUAUUGCACUGUGCGAAAAUUUGGAAAAGAAAUAAUCUGCACUGUGCAAAAAAUGCGGAUUUGAAAAUCAAAAUUUGGGUUGAUCUUGAGGGUUUCACCUGGGGUCAAUGCGCUAUCUGAAAGUUUGCUGAAAAUCGUAGGGCGCAGCUCGGAGAACUUGCACGGGCGCAGCUCGCGUCUUGGGCGCAGCUCGAAAAUAAGCUGAAACUUAGCUCCGUCGAGCUGCGAAAGCUUGUUUUCCGAGCUGCCCGCGAGCUGCGCCCGUGCCAGUUUUCCGACCUGCGCCCUACCAUUUUCAGCAAACUUUCAGAUAGCGCAUUGGCCCCUGUUAAAAAUUCAAAUGGAUCCGUUUCCAGGACACCUCCGUCAUUUUCCCGCUGUUCCCGCUGCUCGCCGUGAUUCUGCCCUUUUGCAUGAUCUACACCAAGUCGACGAGUGGCGUCUACGACGCGAACAUCACCCUGUUCGCCCUGUGCUUUGCGGCGGUGGGCGCGAAGGCCACAAAUCGCCUAGUCAUCGCGCACAUGAGCCGCUCCGCCAUCGGAAUCUGGGACUGGAUCUACGUGUCGCCGCUGCUGAUGAUCAUCAACCAGUACUACGACUUCUACUUUGAUGAACUCAAAAUCCUCAUCAUUGCCACCAUAUACGCAUAUCUGAGUCUGUUGGUGUUCUGCGUCCACAUUUGUCACCAGUUCUGCAAUUACUUGAACAUUUACUGCUUCUUCAUCAGGCCCGGCCCACAAAAUAACGUCCAGUUUGGGAGAAAGGCGUCGGAAUCGAAGAGAAAUCGUUGA